UUAUAAAGUUCGGAUAAUAAUCUUAACCAUAAAUCGUCACUUGUUAUAUUGUAAUAAUCUACAAAACCUGAUAUUUUUGACACAAAGAAAUGUAAUGUUUUUUUAAUUGUCUUGACUGAAGAGUAUGUGAAAUAUAUGCAAAUUUUCAAAGGAUAAAUGGUAGAGGAAGGUGAUGAGUUUAUAAAAAUGAAACUUCAGCGUUCCAACGAAAGGGAUCAACAGGUGACGUUUGACAUAACGAACGUGACAAACAAAUUCGGAAAGCCAUUGGAUCUGGUAGUUAGGCACUCGAACAACAAAUGCAAAAUAUUAUCCAUCAAAGAACAAGAGACCCAGAUUAUUCUUACAGACCGGGGCAAUGUAACAGUAUCUGUAUUCGACCCCGAGGACCCUGUGUUUAGUGAAAUCCCACUAGAAAGUAAAACAAUACCGUCAAAUAAAAAUGUUACACUAGAAAGAGACGUAAAGGGAGUGCUAAGGAUCAGAAGAAGUUUGAGUCUUAUAAAGCUCGAGUCGAGAAAACGAGCGCAUGCAAAACAUGCCUUACAUUAAUUUACAGCUUCUUCUUUUUGUAAAAUGUACACAUAACAUAUUAGCAAUGUUUCAUGGAAAUCUUUUCUUUUGUUACUUUACAUUGCAAUAGAUGAAAUAUAUGUAAGACUUGUUUUAUUUUUAUUUUUUAGUUCACACAUAUAAUUAUUUUGUUUGAAGCUCUGUGUUUGACGGCUGCCCUGUUGCCUAAGAUACGUCUAAUGUAUAUUCUUGAAUUAAUGAUAUAUUUAAAAUAAUUAAGUAUUGGUUUAAACUGACCAAAGCAGAUAAAAUGAUAUUAC
Molecule: messenger RNA, 833 nt
Organism: Ruditapes philippinarum (Manila clam)
Lineage: Eukaryota; Metazoa; Mollusca; Bivalvia; Venerida; Veneridae
Exons: 2
Coding region: 157-552 (131 amino acids)
Source: RefSeq, a predicted model, not a curated record